This is a messenger RNA of Didymodactylos carnosus, 513 nucleotides long. The record is from the annotation of a GenBank genome assembly. NCBI's taxonomy places the organism in Eukaryota, Metazoa, Rotifera, Eurotatoria, Philodinida, Philodinidae.
AUGAACCUAUCACCAAAUGGAUGGAAAUUAUUACAGCAUUGCGUUUAUUUAGAUGAAAAUUUUAUAAGCAUAGAUAUACUCAAAGAAAUAUUAACAGAAGAAAAAAGUGAUAAUGAAAUUGAUAUCGAUAAAGAAAAAGAAGCGCUAGAAGGAACUUUCAUUAUGCAAGAAAUUGAAGAUAAUGAAAAUUUAGCCAAUUUAUAUUUAAAAAAAGCAAAAUACGAUGAAAAUAAAUUAUGCAAUUUUAAAACUUUAUUAAAAUAUCAUGAAAAUAAUUUGAAAAUACUAAAAACAUUAUAUGAAGGUAGUCAUGCACUUAUUACAAAAUCAUUGAAUAAUGUUGGAUGCAUUUAUGAUCAAUUAGGAGAUGCACAAAAACGAUUAGAAUACUUUGAACAAGCAUUAAAAAUGAGACGAGAUUUAUUUAGAGAUAGUCAUUCAGAUGUUGCACAGUCAUUGAAUAAUAUGGGAUACAUUUAUGGCAACUAUAAAAGCCUUGUAUAUACACUCUAA